Messenger RNA from Cyprinodon variegatus (sheepshead minnow), 1359 nucleotides. It is a transcript of the gene myg1, whose product is annotated as chromosome unknown open reading frame, human C12orf10. Bases 46 to 1239 code for a protein of 397 amino acids. The record is from RefSeq and is a predicted model, not a curated record. The transcript is spliced from 7 exons. Lineage: Eukaryota; Metazoa; Chordata; Actinopteri; Cyprinodontiformes; Cyprinodontidae. Gene Ontology annotation, cellular component: nucleus; cytoplasm.
GCUAAAUGUACCCGCCAAUAGCGCUCGUCUUGUGCAGUUACAUGAAUGUGGUUUAUACGAGUUGCUGCACUUAAAAUAACAAAAACUUCCUACUCGGUAGCAAAUACAAAAGGUUUGCGUCGAUCAACGAGGUUGGGUUUUCUGUCUAGCUGGUGUCGUUUUGGCUCUGUGAAUAUUUCUGCUGCAGAAUUUAUGUCAACUGAACCGAAGAGAAUCCGCACCGAAAACAUGACGAUUAAGAAGAUCGGAACUCACAAUGGAUCCUUCCACUGCGACGAAGUAUUGGCCUGCUUCUUUCUUCGCCAAUUACCGGAGUACGCGGAUGCUGAAAUAGUUCGGACUAGAGAUGCAGCGCUAUUGGCAGAAUGUGACAUCGUUGUUGACGUGGGAGGAGAAUUCGACUCCAAAAGGCAUCGCUAUGACCAUCAUCAGAGGACUUUCAAAGACAGCUUCCAGAGUCUGUGUCCAGAGAGGCCGUGGGUGACCAAGCUUAGCUCUGCCGGUCUGGUCUAUCUGCACUUCGGCCGUCGCCUGCUGGCUCAGCUGACGCAGAUGAACGAGAGCGACAGGCAGCUGGAGAUGCUCUAUGACAAGCUGUAUGAGAACUUUGUGGAGGAGGUGGAUGCUAUAGACAACGGCAUCUCACAGUACGACGGGGAGGCUCGUUACGCUGUCUCCUCCACGCUGAGUGCACGUGUUGCACAUCUGAAUCCUCGCUGGAACAGCAAGAGUCAAGAUACUGAGGAGGGUUUCAGAAAAGCCAUGAAGAUGGUUGGUGAUGAGUUCCUGGACCGCCUGGAUUACUACAAGUCCUCCUGGCUGCCAGCUCGAGCAGUUGUUGAACAGGCAAUCAAAGAACGACAUCAGGUUGAUCCCAGCGGGGAGGUGCUACUGUUUUCUGAGGGUGGCUGUCCCUGGAAGGAACAUUUGUUUACACUAGAGAAAGAGCUCAACGUGGAGACUCCCAUCAAGUUUGUCCUUUACCCAGACCAGAACGGGCAGUGGCGGGUGCAGUGUGUCCCUGCAGGGCUCAACACUUUCCAGAACAGGCUGUCCCUUCCGGAGGAAUGGCGUGGUGUGCGAGAUCAAGCACUGUCGGAGCUCAGUGGGAUUAAGGACUGCAUCUUUGUCCAUGCUGGAGGAUUCAUUGGCGGCAACAAGACCCAGGAAGGAGCCCUAGAGAUGGCCCGGAGGACCCUGCAGGCUGCUGCCCAGUCUCCAGCAAACGGAAGCAGCUGAACAUUCAGGAAAACUUUUUACCAAAUGGUUUAGUUUAUGAUGGUUUGUUAAAUCCUGUUCUGUGUACCUUUUUAGUUUUCGUAUAAGGUUGUGUACCACUUUGACUUCUAUUUUGGUAUU